UUUUGUUUCAAUAACUGGUCAUAGCUAAAACAUAGUGACUGCUACGGAACAAGUUGUACAACACACACAAUUUUAUUAACUUGGAAUUGCUUUUUUGAAGAAUAAUUGAUAGUUUUAAAAUAACUUAAGUAUAUAAGGACAAUAAAACAAAUUAGAAAAUGCCACCCAAAGAACGUAAUAUAGCAAUGAUGGGCUACAGAUCUGUAGGCAAAUCUUCGUUGAGUAUACAAUUUGUCGAGGGGCAAUUUGUGGAUUCGUAUGACCCCACGAUAGAAAAUACAUUUACAAAGGUGACGCGUGUUAAUUCUCAAGACUAUGGCGUUAAACUUGUGGACACAGCGGGGCAAGAUGAAUAUAGCAUAUUUCCUGUACAAUACAGUAUGGACUUUCAUGGCUACGUCUUGGUUUAUUCGAUAACCAGCCAAAAAUCAUUUGAGGUUAUAAAAAUUAUUUAUGAGAAAUUGUUAGAUGUUAUGGGAAAGAAAUAUGUACCUGUUGUGUUGGUAGGUAAUAAAACUGAUUUGCAUCAAGAGCGUACUGUUUCCACUGAUGAGGGUAGAAAACUGGCGGAAUCUUGGCGCGCUGCAUUUUUAGAAACUUCUGCAAAACAAAAUGAGUCUGUGGCCGAUAUAUUCCACCAGCUAUUGUUGUUAAUUGAAAAUGAGAAUGGAAACCCCCAAGAAAAGAGCAGCUGCAUCAUUUCGUGAGUUGUUUGGUACUUCUCUCCCAAACAAAUCACAAAUCACAUCAUCGUAUCAUUUAAAAUGCAAAACAACUGAACAAUGGCUGUUUGCCUCAAAUGCAAAUGAAGAUAACCAACAUUUUGAUGGAAGCAAGAGAUUGGUUUUCUCAAAAUUCUGUAGAGUUUAUAGUAUAAUAUAUCUCACCUUAUGUUUUAUUUUCUUUCUUUUAAAUAAAUUUCUUUUUAACAUUA
Stomoxys calcitrans (stable fly) is the source of this 934-nucleotide messenger RNA. RefSeq names its product GTP-binding protein Rheb homolog (gene Rheb). The transcript has 5 exons. Gene Ontology annotation, biological process: small GTPase-mediated signal transduction. The record is from RefSeq and is a predicted model, not a curated record. NCBI's taxonomy places the organism in Eukaryota, Metazoa, Arthropoda, Insecta, Diptera, Muscidae. Gene Ontology annotation, molecular function: GTPase activity; GDP binding; GTP binding. The coding region runs from base 159 to 707 and encodes 182 amino acids. Gene Ontology annotation, cellular component: plasma membrane.